AUGGCAGCGUUUGUGCUCGCACGACGGUCGCCUCGCUCCCUGCCGCUGGCUGCUGCCCGCCUGUGUCAGCGGCGACUCUCGACCGAGCCGGCGUACGCUGUCGAGCCGUACCGCAACCUCCUUAACGCGACGCAGGAGCAGCGCUCCUCCUGGGCCGACGCCGACGCAACGCUCCACGCGGCAAUGCGCGAGCAUGUGCCGGCGGCGCUCGCGCACAACGGGGAGGAGGACUUUGACAGGCACCUCGUCGGCGUGCAGUCCGUCCUCCGCUCCUGGGGCGCGGCGGAGCGACUCACAAACGCCGCGCUCUUCCACUCCAUUUAUGGCACCGAGGGCUUCCAGGGCUACGCGCUGCCCUUAUCGCACCGCGGCGAGAUCGCCGGCCUGAUCGGCGCCAAGGCGGAGCGGCUCGCGUGGAUCUUUUGCAUGGUGGACCGCGCCACCGUGGAUGCGACCGUCUUUGCCGCGGCCGAGGGCGACUGGCCGGCCGAUGGCGUCGAGUUCGCCUUUCGCGCCCGGCCCGAGCUCGGCGCCUUCCCCCUCCCCCUCCGGUCGGGCGGGACGCGUCACUCAGAAUGGCUCGACUUUCUCACCCUCUCGCUGGCGGACUGGCUCGAGCAAGUGGAAGGUGCCUCCUCCAAGCAGGUCGGCCGUCCGGUCGGCGACGGCGCGCGGCAGAGUAGUGCAGUGGCAGAGGAGAGUGGUGUGCUCUGGCCGAAGGGCGAGGCGUGGGCUUACCGGCGAGAGAGGAGUGCGGAGAGGGGCGCUGCUGUGGAUAGGCGCGAGGCGUACGCAGAGAUGGCGGCGUUGCUCGCCCGUCGGGCGGACCCCGCCUUCCGGCGCAGCGUGCCGCCGGAGGACGCCGCCGUCGCCCUCGCGGCGCCGGCCAUGCACGCCGAGGUGUUUGGGCGCGAGCCGAGCUGGUCGCGCGGCAUCUCGCAGCCAACCACGCCGCCGAUGGGCGCCGCCGCCCUCGCGGCGCACGAGGCGAGGGAGAGCGCGCGCUGCGAUUUUGGCUGA
Molecule: messenger RNA, 1020 nt
Organism: Emiliania huxleyi CCMP1516
Lineage: Eukaryota; Haptophyta; Isochrysidales; Noelaerhabdaceae
Exons: 7
Coding region: 1-1020 (339 amino acids)
Source: RefSeq, a predicted model, not a curated record